GCUCUGGAGCGGAUAUCCGCGCAGAAACUUCUAGGCAGGGAGGUGAAGCUGCUCCUCCACCCUCAGUUGACGAGGAUCAGAAGGGUUGGUUAACUUUUCCAGCCCAGUUUGAGGGAUUUUUUGUGUGUUUCUGCUGUGGAUUUUGGUCUCUCUGGUGAUGCCUCCAGACCGGAGCCGCUCUGGGACGCACCCAAACCCGACAGGUGCAACUCUUAAAAACAUCCAAAGACUUUGUGGAAGCUGGUUGCACGUAUAGAUGACGGAUAACGGAUAGUCUGUGGCAGUUUAAAGUUAAAUAUGUCUUCUUUUUGGACUGUUGAUCAGACACUAGAGAUGGAUCGAUCAUUUCGGAAAACGCAUCAGUUUGAAGGUACGGGUUGAAUAGAAACACACGAUGCUGCUUCCAUUCUCGAGGUUACUGUGCUUGUGGUUGUGCAGCGAGGCCGCCGCGACUCAGCUCCACUGGCAGAAAACAAAGACGACUUUCAGUCCUCAUCAUGAAUCCACCGCCGGUGUCAGGAAUGUGCAGGGCUGGAGAUGGCGUACAGUCGUCGGGGAGGACAAUGGGGGGUCGCAUGGGGCGAGUGCGCAGGCCUCGUUGCUGCAUACUGUAAAUCCAUCAUCCUCUGGCCUACUGGGGACGCAGAAACCCCGGCGCGCUGCGCGUAAACGCGACGCACAAAAUGGAACGCGGCGCACCCAAAAGGCUCCCGGAGACGAAGCUUUACGCACGGAUUUAUACCAGAAAGAAGUGCUAAAACCAACCGCGCAUGGACGCUCAUGUAGCCCCGGGAGGACCAGGCACAACUCGCGGCAGGGACGGACCGCAAAACCCAGCAGGAGGAAGCGGAGCGAGCCGCUGCAGGACGGAGCCGCCAUGGCGCAGGAACAAGGUGCCGGACCCCCAUUGGGACUCAACGCCAGUGAUUAUGAGGAGUACUCCCUGACGGAAUUUCCCGACACCACGCCGUUUAUGCCGGUGAACCCGCGGACCAGGCGGAAGCAGGUGAAGAACCCGUUCUACCCGGUCACCGCUGAGUCGUACGGGGCGUACGCGGUCAUGAUCGUCGCCGCCGUCAUCUUCAGCGUGGGCAUCAUCGGGAACGUGUCGGUCAUGUGCAUCGUGUGUCACAACUACUACAUGAGGAGCAUCUCCAACUCGCUGCUGGCCAACCUCGCGCUCUGGGAUUUCGUCAUCAUCUUCUUCUGCCUGCCGCUCGUGGUGUUCCACGAGCUCACCAAGGACUGGCUGCUGGGGGAGUUCUCGUGCAGGAUCAUCCCCUACCUGGAGGUGUCCUCUCUCGGGGUCACAACCUUCACGCUCUGCGCUCUGUGCAUCGAUCGGUUCCGCGCCGCCACCAACGUGCAGAUGUACUACGAGAUGAUCGAGAACUGGGCGUCCACCACGGCCAAGCUCGCCGUCAUCUGGGUGGGCGCUCUGCUGCUGGCGCUGCCCGAGCUGCUGAUCCGACAGCUGGUCACGGAGGACGAUGACCCGCCGGACGUGACGCCGUGCGAGCGCUGCGUGGUGCGGAUCUCCACCGACCUCCCGGACACCCUCUACGUCCUGGGACUCACCUACGACGGCGCUCGCCUCUGGUGGUACUUCGGCUGCUACUUUUGCCUGCCAACGCUGUUCACCAUCUGCAGCUCGCUGGUCACAGCCCGCAAGAUCCGCCUUGCCGAGAGAAGCUGCGUCCGCGGCAGCAAGAAGCAGAUCCAGCUGGAGAGCCAGAUGAACUGCGCCGUGGUGGCAUUGGCCAUCCUCUACGGCUUCUGCAUCAUUCCAGAGAACAUCUGCAACAUCAUCACCAUAUACAUGGCGGCCGGCGUUCCCCGGAGAACCCUGGACAUCCUGCAGCUGGUCAGCCAGAUGCUGCUCUUCUGUAAGUCGGCCGUGACGCCAGUGCUGCUGUUCUGCCUGUGCCAGCCGUUCACCAGAGCCUUCCUGGACUGUUGCUGCUGCUGCUGCGAUGAGUGCGGCCCUCCCCGAUCCGCCGCCGCCGCCACCAGCGAAGUUGACAACGAAUGCAACACCACCGAACUGGAGCUGUCCCCGUUCAGCACCAUCCACAGGGAGCCAUCCACCUCGGCGGGCUACAGCGUUGUGGGGACACACUGCUGA
Messenger RNA from Centropristis striata (black sea bass), 2125 nucleotides. It is a transcript of the gene gpr37a, whose product is annotated as G protein-coupled receptor 37a. The transcript has 2 exons. Gene Ontology annotation, molecular function: prosaposin receptor activity; G protein-coupled peptide receptor activity. The record is from RefSeq and is a predicted model, not a curated record. Lineage: Eukaryota; Metazoa; Chordata; Actinopteri; Perciformes; Serranidae. Gene Ontology annotation, biological process: positive regulation of MAPK cascade; adenylate cyclase-inhibiting G protein-coupled receptor signaling pathway. Gene Ontology annotation, cellular component: plasma membrane; signaling receptor complex. Bases 395 to 2125 code for a protein of 576 amino acids.